CAUAGAUUAUAGAUAAAUUUUAAUAGCUGAUGCAAACAACCUGUAGAGAAAGUGGAUUCAUUGGGAUUUGAGAGAUCCAGCAAGCGCGAGUACGAGAGUACAAAAUGGGUCUUUCAAGUUGGUUUCAGGAUCUUGGUGUUCCGUGGAAAAUAUCCAUUGGAAUUCUUAGUGGCGUUGCAGUGGUGACAAGCGCUUACGGAGUGUACACACUGUACAACAAUCAUAAGUCAAUCGAUGAAAAGAAGAAAUCUGACGAUAGUGAGACAGCUGGGGAAGCAGCAGAGAAAAAGGUUCUAGUACUGGGACUGGAAAACUCUGGGAAGAGCACAUUUCUGGCCGCUUUGGCUCAGCACGACAGCCCCGUAACAUCUGAGCGCGAAGAUAGCCAGCCAACCCAAGGUUUUCAUGUUGUUUGUGUAUCAACCAGAGGCGUUAGCCUAAAUGUUUGGGAAAUUGGUGGAACGUUUCAAUCCUACUGGCCAAACUUCCUCUCUGAUGUCAGUGUCCUUGUGUAUGUCAUUGACAGUAGUGCUCCUGAAAAGUUUGCAGAGUCUAAAGAUGCCUUGUUGGCAGUUCUUUCAAGGGAGAGUAUUAAGGGAGUCCCCUUGAUAAUACUUGCCUGUAAACAAGAUGCCAAAGGGGCAAAGCCAACACAGGAAGUAGAAUCAUUCUUUGGGCUUCAGGAACUAUCUGCCAGUCGUGAAACUGGAAUUGUUGGUGUUGAGGUCUUGGCCAGUGGAGAAGUCCAUGGAUUGGAAGAGGCCAAAGAACUCAUUUUAAAGUUUUGUGCAGAAUAGCUGGUUUUCCUCCUUGAGGUCCUUUGCUGCAAAGGCCUUCAUGAAGAAUACGGUUUAGUCAUUUUCUAUUUAUGUCAACAUAGGUAGCUAUGUCCAACCACAUGUUGUGUAAAUAAACUAUACCUGUGAAAUAUUUA
Pocillopora verrucosa is the source of this 934-nucleotide messenger RNA. RefSeq lists its product as uncharacterized. The record is from RefSeq and is a predicted model, not a curated record. Gene Ontology annotation, molecular function: GTPase activity; GTP binding. NCBI's taxonomy places the organism in Eukaryota, Metazoa, Cnidaria, Anthozoa, Scleractinia, Pocilloporidae.